Molecule: messenger RNA, 372 nt
Organism: Striga hermonthica
Lineage: Eukaryota; Viridiplantae; Streptophyta; Magnoliopsida; Lamiales; Orobanchaceae
Source: the annotation of a GenBank genome assembly
UUUUUCUACCUCCGCCUCGAUUACUUUAUCCAUUUCUGCCCCGUGGUGUCUCUUUUUUUGCUUCACCGGUCUUACAGUGAGGUCGAUGGUCAACCGGUGCUCAAUAACUUCUGCCUUGAUGCCAGUCAACUCCUCCGUCGAGUAUGCGAACACAUCCGCAAAAUCUCUAAUCACCUUAAUUAGCCUCGAUUUCACUGGCUCCUCCAAUUCCUUCCCGAUCCAAAAUUUCCUCUCUUCGCACCCAUUGACCAUCUAUAUCUCCUCCACUUCGCCACCCGGCUGUAUUUCUACAUUCUCCUUCCCCUUCUCUUUCUUAUGCCUCUCCUCCUUCGACAUCGACCCUCCCGGUCGAUUAACAUCAUCCAUCUUAGG